GUUGUAUAUUCUAGUUGUAAGUCCUUCUAGUUCUUCUAUGUGAGCCACUGCCACAGCAUGGCAACUGACAGACGAGUGGUGUGGUUCCCAACCCAGGUGCCACACCCCGGGCCGCUGAAGCGGAGCACACCAAACUUGAACCUCUAGGCCAUCUGGGCUGGCUCAGCUGACACCUCUUAAAAGAAUUUCCAUCCUGAGUAAAUGGUGUAUGGGUGUGGGGUGGAGAAGAAAAGUUAUAGUUAAGAGCAGGCGGCCUUUUCAACAUCCCUGAAAAUAUAACCUGAGCACCACUGUCUGUCCAGGGCUGGAAGUUGGAAAUGGUUGUCCCUGGUGUAUCUGUGUAGAUGCUAGUUCAAUUUUUAAUUACUUAAUUUUCAUUUUCUGCAUGCAGUGAAGAAUUGAAGAUCUCCCCCACCAGACAAAUACCCCCUCUGGAUGAGCAUUUCAGGUUUUAACAUGGGUUGUCUGAUUGGUUCAGUUGACAGGCUGGUGGUCCAGGUUGAAAAGGUUGUGGGCCCUAAUCUUCGCAGAUGCCUUUAUGUAGGUUUAGGAAGACCAGAGAUGAUUGGCCUUCAGUUAAGGGAAGGUGGAAGAUGAUAUAAAUACGUUCUUCUAUUCCUCCUCCUCCUCCCUUCCUUCUUCCACUUUUCUCUAUCAACCACUCUUUGGAGUUAAAAACGAGAGCCAAGAAAAGGAGAGCAACAGACAGAUGAAGUGGUCCCUGACUGCUGCCCUCUGCUCUCAGCCAUAAAAGAAAACUUGGCCCAAGGUCAAUGCUUUGGGUGAAGAUAAGGUAGUGGCUUGGCCUCUUGGUUAGAGACCAGGACUGGGAGAAUAGCUGAGAAAUGGGCCCCACCGCAAACCGGCUGUGGGUCGCCGGGAGCCAGCUCCAGCCUGUUUCUGAAUCCCACUCCAGUAUCACUCCCUUCCCACAGGGGAGGCAGCCUCCCUUCCCUGGACCCUGCUGGGAGGUGGAGGCAGACCUCAGGGGAGGCCGUCAGCGACCCAGAGCCGGGCAACAGGCAGCUCCUGGCGGAAAGUUGGCAGCCACCGGUCCCUUCGCCCGCCUUCCUCCUCCACUCUCCACCCCUCCCCGGGCGAUACGGCGGAGGUGGGGGGUUGGGGGAACUGGCCUUGUGUUUUGGAACAGCUGCAGCCGGCGCUGGGCCCGCCUGGAAUGCGGGAACAGGCUGCGCACCAGGACUUUUAUGGAAACUUGCUGUUGGAGGCGGCGGCGGCGGCGGCGGCGGCAGCAGCCAGAGGGCUCCCAGCGGCUGGAGCGGCGGCCGCAGCGCGCAGACCCCUGCCCACACCCAGGCGCAGGACGCGCACGGCCUCGCCGCGCGCAACCGGGACAGCCGCUUGUCGCUCCUGGCGGGUUAAAUUGCUGCCAUAAGAAAACUCAGAAUACACGUGCAAAAAUAUACAAAGCUUCAUAAUCACCCCAAGACCACAUAGAGCAAACAUGAAUGAUAUUUCCCAAAAAGCUGAGAUUAAAGAAAUGCUUGCUUCUGAUGAUGAAGAGGUAUCUUCUAAAGUAGAAAAGGCCUAUGUCCCAAAGCUAACAGGAACCGUUAAAGGUAAAUUUGCUGAAAUGGAGAAACAAAGACAAGAGGAACAAAGGAAGAGAACGGAGGAGGAACGAAAACGCAGAAUUGAGCAGGAUAUGUUAGAAAAGAGGAAGAUACAACGUGAAUUAGCAAAAAGGGCUGAGCAGAUUGAGGACAUAAACAAUACGGGAACUGAAUCAGCACCAGAGGAAGGAGAUGAUUCACUACUGGUAACAGUGGUACCUAGUAAAUCACACAAAACAUCUGGAAGAAUAAAGAAUUUUGAGGAUCUAGAAAAAGAACGAGAAGAAAAAGAAAGGGUCAGGUAUGAAGAGGAUAAAAGAAUAAAAUAUGAACAACAACGACGAUCUCUCAAGGAAGCAAAAUGUCUUUCACUGGUCAUGGAUGAUGAACUGGAAAGUGAGGCUAAAAAAGAAUCACUUUCUCCUGGAAAAUUGAAACUAACUUUUGAAGAAUUAGAAAGACAAAGACAGGAAAACCGGAGGAAGCAAGCUGAAGAGGAAGCAAGACAACGUUUAGAAGAAGAGAAGCGUGCUUUUGAAGAAGCAAGGCGGCAAAUGGUAAAUGAGGAGGAGGAAAACCAAGACACAGAAAAAAUUUUUAAAGGGAACCGCCCUGGUAAACUCAAACUCAGUUUUGAAGAAAUAGAAAGACAAAGGAGAGAAGAUGAAAAAAGGAAAGCAGCAGCAGAAGCCAGAAGGAGAAGAGAGGAGGAACAGAAGGCAUUUGCUGAAGCAAGGAGAAGCAUGGUAGUAGAUGAUGACUCCCCAGAGAUGUAUAAAACAAUCUCUCAAGAAUCUCUUACACCUGGAAAACUGGAAAUUAAUUUUGAAGAAUUAUUAAAACAAAAAAUGGAAGAAGAAAAACGACGAACAGAGGAGGAACGGAAGCAUAAGCUAGAGAUGGAAAAACAGGAAUUUGAACAACUGAGACAAGAAAUGGGAGAGGAAGAGGAAGAAAAUGAAACCUUUGAACUGAGCAGGGAAUAUGAAGAAUUAAUCAAAUUGAGAAGGAGUGGCUCUAUUCAAGCUAAAAAUCUAAAAAGCAAGUUUGAAAAAAUUGGACAAUUGUCUGAAAAAGAAAUACAGAAAAAGAUAGAAGAAGAACGAGCAAGAAGAAGAGCGAUUGACCUUGAAAUUAAAGAGCGAGAAGCAGAAAACUUUCAUGAGGAAGAAGAUGUUGAUAUGAAGCCUGCAAAAAAAAGUGAGGCUCCAUUUACUCAUAAAGUGAAUAUGAAAGCUAGAUUUGAACGAAUGGCUAAGGCAAGAGAGGAAGAAGAACAAAGAAGAAUUGAACAACAAAAGUUGCUACGCAUGCAAUUUGAGCAAAAGGAAAUUGAUGCGGCACUGCAAAAGAAAAGAGAAGAGGAGGAAGAAGAAGAGGGUAGCAUCAUGAAUGGCACCGCUAUUGAAGAUGAAGAGCAAACCAGAUCAGGAGCUCCAUGGUUCAAGAAGCCUCUAAAAAAUACAUCAGUUGUAGACAGUGAGCCAGUUAGAUUUACUGUUAAAGUAACAGGAGAACCCAAACCAGAAAUUACAUGGUGGUUUGAAGGAGAAAUAUUGCAGGAUGGAGAAGACUAUCAAUAUAUUGAAAGAGGAGAAACUUACUGCCUUUAUUUACCAGAAACUUUCCCAGAAGAUGAAGGAGAGUAUAUGUGUAAAGCGGUCAACAAUAAAGGGUCUGCAGCUAGUACCUGUAUUCUUACCAUUGAAAGUAAGAAUUAAUCACUUUUUUCAUGUAGAACUGUUAUUCUAUUUAAAAUUUUUUUCUUUAAAAAAAAAAUCACUUUUCUUCUUCUCUUUUUUAGCUGACGACUACUAGGGUUCCCUUCCCUCUCUCUGGAAUUUUCUCUCUCUCUCUCUCUCCGACUUUCUUACUACAUCCAUCUUUCUGUGGCGGGGCCAAAAAAAGGAAACCAGAAGUGCCACUAUUUUAUUCCUUUUCAUAACAGUCUUCAAAACACAAGCUCAUCUAAAGAAUACCUUCUUCCUUUCCAAAUGAGCACCUGAUUCAUCGCCAUAUUAUGCAGUAGAAGCUAAUGUGUAUUUAAGGGGGAAAGUGGGAAAUUUACUCAGUUAUUCUAUCAGAACCUAUUACAAAGGCUGUAUAUUUCCCGUAAGUUUAAAGCAGUUAUAUUAAAAAAAUCAUAAAAAGAACACAUUAUUUUGCAUGGAAGAAUGACAUUUAUGAGCUAUUUACACCUAAAAUUAGUCUGAAAUAGCUGAGACUUAAUGAAUUUGGAACCUAUCAAUUUGAGUGGGCUUUUUUCCUUAGUAGUACAUCAUUUUGGUUGUUGUAGUCUCCAAGUCUUUCUGAAGCAGAUAUAUGAGGGUGGAGGGGUGUCAUUCCUUUUAUGGGAAAGAUGGAACAUGGAAGAAAAAACGAAACAAAAUAAAAUCUAAAUAAGACUUUUAAGAAACUGCCAGAGAAAAUUUGAUGGAAACACUGCCUACAGAGAGUUCUGAGUGUUGAGAAUAUUAAACAUGUACUUUUCAAAUAUGUAUAAUAUACAUGCAAGCUUAUAAAGAAAAUUUAUGUUGUGACUUUGCCUGAACAAAUUGUAUUUUAAUGAGAAAACUCUGCAUUAAUAGUUCAUGCAGCAGAAAACACUUUCAACAUAAUCAAAAAUUUCAAGAUCUAAGAGGAUUUAAGAAUCUAAGAGAUUUCAGAAAAAAUGGCAUAAUCUUUAAUUUUAAAUUCUGGUCUUUAAAAUGAGUUUGUAAAUGAUUAGCUACCAUGUUCUAUUAUCAAGUUGUUUUAUAUUUUAAUUUUCUGGAAGACAAUUUUAUUUUACAAUGUAAAUCCAUAAUAAAGUAACUUCUGUAUUAAAAAAAGCCUUUCAGUAUUUAAAAAAACAGACAAAACACUGCCUUAUAA
Molecule: messenger RNA, 4448 nt
Organism: Diceros bicornis minor
Lineage: Eukaryota; Metazoa; Chordata; Mammalia; Perissodactyla; Rhinocerotidae
Gene: NEXN
Product: nexilin F-actin binding protein
Exons: 13
Coding region: 1466-3295 (609 amino acids)
Biological process (GO): mitochondrial fusion
Source: RefSeq, a predicted model, not a curated record